AAAAAGAGGGACAUACAAAUCAGAAGAGACAUGCCGAUCUCACAGAACAAGCUGAUGCCAUACUCGGACAACCCGUCGAUGAUCGAAGAACCCGCGAGGGAGCACAGAAGGAAUCCUGGAACAUCAACACGAAAAAAUCGGCCGUCGUCGCGAUUCAAGCUCGGAAAGUUCUUCCAGAAAUGGAUCAUGUCUUCUCGUCAUCUCAAAAUUCCAGGACAGCAGCAGCACGUUAAUCUACACGACUCUGCACGGUUUCCAAUCAAGAUUAGACCAGCUUUCUGUAUACUCACUUUGAUCAACAUCAUACUAUUGGCGAUCGUUGGAUUCAGCCGGACGAGCCAUUCAAUUAUAGCUAUUCCUAAAAAACUUUUUCACUUUUUUGGAUUCGCGUUGAUUACUGGCCUAUUUUAUUCAAUACCAGACAUAGAGGAUUCAUCAAAAGUGAUUUGGUACUGGAAUUUUUUCAAUGAAAUCCUGACAGGCAUCGUCUGCUUUUUUCUGGGUGGGUUCGGGAGUGAAUUCAUCCAAUUGUUCUUGCCGUGGAAAGUGUUUUCAUGGGGUGAUUUACUGGCCAAUGAAUUGGGUUGUUUAGCUGGAUAUCAACUCUCUCGAUCAUUGCACCGACGUUAUCGGAAUAAACUAGAAUUAUCAAGCCUGUACGAGCCGCUGGGGGCCGGAGGAUCGUCCUCAAGAGAUUUAGACCUAUCUUCCGAGCACGACGAAGAUGAAGAGCACUUGAAUGAUCGGCAACAUGCAUCUUCGAAUACCCUCUUUGGUGCUAAUAAUCCCGAACUUUCUAACGUUUGGUCAGAUAGACUAGAAGAAGGCCACGAAUACUUUAGGUUUGAAGAGGAUGAAGAGUGAGACCAGUUUUCAAUUUUUUUUUGUCAUAUCUAGAUGUCUUGGCUUUCAGUCUCAACAGUCCCACCAAGAAAUUCCUCCCUGCUUAUGUUGUUAUU
Messenger RNA from Puccinia graminis f. sp. tritici CRL 75-36-700-3, 959 nucleotides. RefSeq lists its product as uncharacterized. The record is from RefSeq and is a predicted model, not a curated record. Lineage: Eukaryota; Fungi; Basidiomycota; Pucciniomycetes; Pucciniales; Pucciniaceae. The transcript has 6 exons. Bases 31 to 864 code for a protein of 277 amino acids.